GAUGGCACAGCCGCAAUCCACUAGUUAGCUGAUGCGGAAUAACCUCGCCAUGGCUGCUUUAACAUACUCUGGGACCCAAGGAAACAUCACUUUCUAGUAUAGCGUUCAAGAGGACAUGGAAGGGCUUCGUGCAGUAUCUUACCCAAUCGUUGACGAAGCUGCACUGUCCUCUACUACCAUACACCCAAGCCCAGAAAAGAAACAGAGCCCUUCGCCUCCAUUUUCGACCGGCGCGAGCAUUUGUAUGCCAUCUGCACAUAUACAUCCAGCAGGAGUCAACUUUCAGUACAAGUUAAUCAAGCCACAUGAAGACCUUUACGCCUAUUUGGAAGUUGACCUUACGACGCCGAAGCUUAACCGGAUUCACCGAUUCUUAUGGUUAGCUGGCUUACCUCGGCCAGCUCGGCCACUACAUCGACAAAAACUGAUGAACCGCUCGAUUACCUUGACUGAAUCGCCUGAUGAACAUUUGGUUUGGCACCAGGGUCAGAUUUUUAUCAAACCCAUCCCUGAGUAUCUUCUUGAUCAUGGGUUCUGGAUGAAAGAGCUCUGCCCCCACCUAAAUCUACACAGCUCCGCGUGCGGACUGCUUUUGUCUUAUGCCUGGCUUAUCAGCUCAAAGUCCGACUUCCAAAUUGCUAAAGAUGAACGAAUUCUCAGUCCUGAAGUGACCUGGACUGCAUGGGUAUCAUUUGUUCGAGACUUCUUAGAAUGGACUGGUGACACUGGACUUGGUCCGUACCCUAUUACAUGUGUUAAUGAACGCUACCAGUAUGGAGAACUACGCCUCACGCGGCUUAAUUCUCUGUACAAAUUCACACCAUCGACAUUCUCAGUACGCAAUUUUAUUUUUGGCUUUAUGUCAAGCUCAACAUGGUAUCGUGCCUUUUUUGAACGAAAUUUCUCGUGGAUCUUCGCUGCUCUGGUUUACGUAUCAGUUCUGUUGUCGGCAAUGCAGGUUGGCUUGGCAACCAGUGAGCUGACGGAGAAUUACAACUUCCAAAGAUUUUGCUAUGGAUUUGCGUUGGCUUCUAUCAUAUCUACGCUUAUUCUUGUAGGGAUGAUUGCCGUGUUUUGGGCGUCUUUGUUCUGCUACCAUCUUUGUCUGACAAUCGUAUACCACAGACGGGUUCAGAGGGAGAGAGAAGGUUAGCGCAACUACGGCGUGUAUGCGGUCUACAAUGUAAUUAUUUACAACGAUUUCUUGAGCAGAAAAUACCCAGGCUGAGAUUAUCAGCAUCGUGUUUUAAGGCAAUCCAG
Molecule: messenger RNA, 1260 nt
Organism: Aspergillus caelatus
Lineage: Eukaryota; Fungi; Ascomycota; Eurotiomycetes; Eurotiales; Aspergillaceae
Exons: 2
Coding region: 116-1153 (345 amino acids)
Source: RefSeq, a predicted model, not a curated record